AUGUAUCAGUUCGUGGCAGUGUGGGACAGUGCGUGUUUUGUCGGGGCCGUUCUUCAUGCCCACUUGCCAUUCCGACAGCUCUUGGAGGAGGUCCCGGACCCAGAGAAUACGCCGGGCGGGCUCUUGGCGGCCUUCCCACGCCUCUGGCGGCUUUGCAUCCCGCAGGAACCCCAAGCUCUGGGAGCUGUGGCUGAAGGAGGUGAUGAUGCAACCAGUGCAAGUUCUUCUCAGGCGAUUGGUGCGCAGUCGCCCUUCUUUUCUGCCGUUGUACGAGCCCGCUUGGUUGGACAUCUCUUGGGGUGCCACGAUGCCGUAUCCUCUGAGCUGACGGGGGAAGAGAAGCAACUUUGGGACAUCUUCGUCCGAAUUGAUCACAACUUGGCGGGUUCGCUGAUGGUCAACUUGGAAACUGCAGAUGACCUGUGCGAUGCGCUGGCAUCUGUCUCCUCCAGAAGUCAUGCAGAGGCCUGUGUCAAGGCUCUUGCGGAGCGCGUGGACGACAGUGGCGAGUGCGACUUCGCAGACUUGCUUGAUGUUUGGGAGUCCGAGAAGCAACCGGACCAACUGUGGCAGUUUCGCAGCAGUCUGCGAAAUGGUCUCUCGAACUUGCUGGCAGGUGCAGGAAUCACGGAGGCGGCAUCGUCGCACGUGCCUGAAAUGCGGGCACGCUGCGCUCGACUAUCAGACUCCGCCUUGGCACUGUCAGCUGCCGCCUACCAGCGCACCUUGGUGCUGACCUGCAGCUGGCACUGUGAGCAGCGCCUGCAGUCAUUUCUGAUGACCAAGGGAAGCCCUUCCGAUCGCUCUCGCACGGAGGUCAAGUCCUUGCUGGCGGUUCUCCGGGGCAUUCACGGCGAACUCGUCCCCACUGAGCGCGUUCUGUGGGAGCUCAUGGGCCAGCAGCAGCAGCACUUCGAUGGGACCGUGGGGAAGCAAGAGGUGCUAUCAGCGCUUGAGGAGCUAUUGGGAUUCCACGAAGAGGAUGCGAGGGCCUCGCCGGGCGAGCUUGAGGAGUUAGGCAGGCUCCGCCGGCAGUGCCAGCGAAGAUCUGUGGAUAAUCUGUUCGACGAUCGAGGGAGGACAGUUGUCGCUUUUGCCGACGUCCUGCGGUGGUGGUGGGACAUGCCAGAGGACCCCCAAUUCUCCCAAGGCUUCAAUAGUCCGCUGGCAAUGCUUGCAACCUAG
Symbiodinium natans is the source of this 1185-nucleotide messenger RNA. NCBI's taxonomy places the organism in Eukaryota, Dinophyceae, Suessiales, Symbiodiniaceae. The record is from the annotation of a GenBank genome assembly.